AUGGAUUUUUAUUAAGAGAAUUAAUUAACUAAAGAAGCGGAAUUAAAAAAAUAUAAAUAUUAAGAAAAUGAAUCAUUUGAUUAAGUUGAAAAGAAUUAAGAUAGAAGUUCAUUAAAAGAUAAUUCUAAAUAGAAUUCUGAAAAAAAUAAUAUCGAAAAGACUAUAGAUGAUAAUAGUUAAUCAAAUUUAUAAAUGAAUAAUAAAUCAUACCAAAAUGGUUAAUAACAAAAUUAUGUUGACUUUUAAGAAUAAUAAGAUAUAUCAACUCAUCCAUAUCAACCUAAAACAAAGUUCUCUGAAUUAAAUAAAUUGUAAAUUCCAUUUUAUUGUCAUGUUAAUAAAAUGAUAAAUUAUUCAAUUGAUGAAGAAGAAAAAUAGUAAGAAGUAGAUUUUCAAAAUGGAAAAUAUAAAGAGGAUACAAGUUCAGUUACAAAGAAUAAGUUAUUUUUAGAUUCAGAAUCAACUUAACCAACUUAAAAAUUAUAAAUUGACUAAUAGCAAGACUAAAAUAUAUAAUAUUAAAAGUCCUUUGAUGAAGCCACAUUUCUUAAAAAUUAAGCAAGUCAAUCAUAUAAAUAAUAAAAAUAUGAAAAAGCAAUUGAGUAAUAUAAUUUAGCUUUAGGAUUUUGUGAUCCUCAAUUCUUAAUAAGAUGUCCUCAAUAAUUAUUUGGAGAGUAUUAAAAAUUAAGAAUUUCGGUUAUUUUGCAUUUAAGUUCAUGCUACCUAAAUAUAGGGAAUCUGAAGUAAUGCAUUUAUCAAAUGAAUAUAGUAUUAUCAUGAUUUAAAUAGGCAAUUUAACUUGAUCCACUUAACCCAAAAGUAUGGUACAAGAGAGCUAUAGCACAUCAAUUACAAUACAAUUAUGAGGAUGCUUAUAAAGAUAUAGAAGAGGCUUGGAAUUUAGUUAAAACUACUACUUAAGACCCAGAUAUAUUUAAUAAAAGGAAAGAAAUUUUAAAUUAAAUAGAUAGUUAAUGUUCCUAAUAGUCAGUCUAUAAUGGAAAAUUAAGUAAAAUAAAUUAAUUAGAAUCCAUAUCAUUACUAAGUGAUUUAAAAAAAACAAAUUCUAUUACAUCUAAUUUGAUCAUUGGAAAUAGAAACAUGAAUUUUGCAAAUAUUAUUUUUAAAAUUACUACUUCAACUAUUUUAGCAUCUUGGAUAACUAAAUAUUUAUUAAAAGAAAAACUGUUAUCAAAAAAUGGACUAAUAAAAGCAUUAACAAUCUUUUUUACAACAGCUUCAUAUAUCAUGGCUGUUAAAAAAUGGUAGUAAUAUACUUUAACAACAAUUACUUUAGGAAUUUUGGUAAUUGGUUUAAAAAGAAAAAGAAGGGUAUGA
Messenger RNA from Paramecium pentaurelia, 1338 nucleotides. The record is from the annotation of a GenBank genome assembly. Lineage: Eukaryota; Ciliophora; Oligohymenophorea; Peniculida; Parameciidae.